AGUCCAUCAACCCAUUUCCUUUCCGCCAGUUGAAGCAUGGCGACCAAGUUGGGCGAGCGGCUCGAGGAACUGGCCGCCUUCCUCGCGCACGCGCAUGCAGUGGACAGCGUGGAAGAGACGCUUGGUCAUCUGCAGACUGAGGUGGCAGACGCUAUGACGCGCUCGCGGGCCUCAGCGCAGCAAUGCACCAUUCUUUUGUUCCAAAGCGCCGAGCCACCUAGUCUUCUGCGCUUCUUGAGCACCAGUGCUGAUUUUGCGGAUGACGCGCGCAAGCGGGAGAUCUCAGCAGCCAGAGGAGGCGUGCUGGAGCUUCUGGCCGCCUUCCUCAAGGCGUACGGGGCGCACAGAGCGCUCACCAAGCAGCACGUGGUGGACUUAUACAAGGCUUGCCAACAGACAGCGCGCACUGACCCGUUCAAUCGAGUCAAGGGCCAUGCGUUAACUGUAGGGUGACUAGAACUAUUGUGAGGGGAAUAGAUGUACUGAGUUUGUGUUGUUGCCGCCAGGUGGUGGUGAACGUGCUCAAAUUCGCAGACAAGCGCGUGACUAGUGACGAUAUUGAACCCCGAGCUUAUGUGGAGAAGCUGUUUUAUGAUAUAAAGUUCUCCAAGGCGACGCAGACUGCCAAGGGGCAAAUGAUGGAGGUGAUUGGCUACUUAGUGGGGAAAUUUCCAAAGGAGGUGGACGAGAAUGUGCCGACGUUGCUAAGUUGGAUCGAAAACGAAUUGGAGAAACAAUUCUCAAGCAAUUCACCCGAGAUGAUGAUGGUUAAUGGACUUUUGUUUGCUUUGGCGAGGCUUUUGGAGUGUGACGUGGAGAGAUACAAGCGGGAUGGCGCUUUGCAGAAGAAAAUUUACUCGUGAGCUGCUGGUUGGACGAGAGGAUUUUCGAUUAUGUGGCUAACGCGUGCACUUAUGUGCUGCAGGUACUUGCUCACGGUGUUUGCAACGACAGUCAGUGGCAAUCUCUCGCGUUACCAGGUGACGAACUCGUCUGAAACGUUUCUAGCAAGACACGCGCAGAUAUUCCAGCAAGAGAUCGGUCCAAAUGGCUACCUAUGGUUUUCGUACAUGAAGUUUUGUUGCCAGAGUGAGAACAAAACGGUACGUAUAGCUUUUUCACUUUGCAAUUAUUUGGAGCAUUUGACAAUAUGAUAUUUCACAACUCGGCCAGAUUAAAGAGCACGCGUUUACAUGCUCGAAUGCAAUCUUGCAGGUGUUAAAUAAGUAUUUGGUGGAAGCGAAGGAUGACGCGCGCAAGAAGUGUUUGAACAAGAUUUUGAAAGAAAUUCUUCCGACUGUAAGCGAUUCGGCCGCUAACACGUCGAUGACGGCAUUUGCAGUGCAAUGCCUUGGCUGGCUUGCUUCAUCGAUUUACGUGUAUCUUGGGGCCAAGGGCUAUGGCAAGAUUGAAGACAAACUGAAAACGUUUGGUGAGUCCCUCUUGGCGCUGGAUACCAAAGUGACGGCGUGGAGGUGGCCUCUUUUUUCUCAGUACGUACAAUGCAUUGGACAGUUUGUGCAAGAGCGCCACGGUGUUCCACUUGACGAAGGCUACGUCAAAUUUUUGGGGGACAUGUUGUGUCAUGUGAUGGCAGCUUAUCCCCAGUGUCUCUGGAAGUCAAAAGUUGUGGUACACAAGUCGAUUGCCGCAGUCUUUGCUGCUUUAUCGAAUUGGACAGUGAUAGACCCUCUCGUCGACCGAUUUGUACUUCACACACUGAUGCUGAGCAUUUCAAACAUCACUGAUUCAGAAGUGGUAAGGCAUGCGCUUUUAAAAACUUUAUUAUGACUCGACUUUGACACUACUGAUCGAUUUUCACGACAGAUUAUCUAUCAUCCGGACACAGGAGAGUUAGUGACAAACCUUCUAUACGAAUACGAAAGCUUCUGGUUAGCCAUGCUUGGUCGUUGCACGGAAAUGGCUGCGGAGCCAACACUUGUAGCGAUGAAAACUGGCAGCGAUGAUGUUGAGAUGAAGGAGCCUUCUGAUGUUGGGAGGUCGCUUCAAACCAUCAUCUUCGACUCUACAGUCAAGCAUGUUCUUGGCAUUAUCGGUCAGCUCAAUCUGUCGUAUCAGUUCGAUCUGCAGACAACAAACAACGGGAAGAAUGCGACCGGGUACUUGGUACGUUGCGCUGCAUUGAGAAGCUUCACCUGCUGCCUUUAUGACAUGUCUUUCUAUGCUCAACCACAGCCUACGGUGCCUCGCGAUCACUCAAUCAUGCUUAAUAUGACAGAAUUUGUUGAGAGGGUCCUCGGUCAAGUACUGAGACCCCUUCUGCGUCCGUGGAUACCCUUGAUCAUGCAGCGAGUUAUGUCUUCCGCUUCCAAGCUACCGCUGGUUUCAAGCUUUUACCGAAUUGGAACAGUGGUGGCUAUAGCAAUGGAUGAUCUCAAAUUUUUCGACUCACCACCGAUUAUCGACGACCGGCUGUCCCGCUUCCGCGAUGAUUUCAAGACAUUCGUCCAACGAGUUUGUGCUCAAGCGCGGUUUUACCAGGAUGAACUGCUAUUGACAUGCUCUGAGUUUGUUUUGACGGCUCCGAUCGAAUUGAUAGCCGUUCACACCAUGAUUGGCAUUGUAAGAUCAGUCUUGGAACUUGGCAGAUCCUAUCUUCCAGCUGCCAUUGUCGCUGUCACGGCAUUGGAGCGGUGGCAAAAGCAAUGUUUAAAUGACCUGGAAGACGUGAUCUCCGAAGUUAUCCCACUUCUCUCAGCAUAUCUCGAUCAAGAAGCGCUUAGCGAUGAAGAAUCAUCGUUGGUGAAGUUGAGUGGAAAAGGCAUGAGGAAUACUUCUUCUAAUGAAACAUCCGACCUCGCUCAACUUCAACGUCGCAUACUACUGCUUCUGGGUAAGUGUGGCGGCAAGAUAUCGCUAUUAAUGAGUGAACCUCCCUCCUUGAUCAACGCUGAUGGCAGCAUGGGAAGCAUUUCUUCGCCUUUCUUCCGGUUGGAGCUUCAACUAAGUGAGUUAUCAAUAUCGCUGGCGAUGGAUCCCAUUUUGUCUCAUCUUGGAAAUUUGGCAACUCACAGUUCUGUUCGACGUGUGAAAGCUAGUGCAAGUGAAGGCUACCAUGCCUUGGUUUGCUAUUUGUGUGGAAAGACAGCGACGUACCCACAUGCAGCCGGAAAGAAGUCAGAGUUUUAUGAUACGUGGCGUGGAGUAUUUGCGCGUAUCGUGCGGUUAGCUACAGACCCCGAGAAGAUUUGCAGAUCGCUAUUCGAGCCGCUGCUCUUUCAAUUGCUGCGCUGGAUGGCUGCAAAUAGUGAUACGUUCCCGUUUGAGUAUUCAAGCAUGCUGGAUGAACUCACGCGGAGCCUCUCGGACUCAGAGACUGCCGUUCGUACGAUGUCUGCUCGAUGUAUUGCGGUAUUUCUCUCGCUGGCCCUUGAGAAUUCUAAAGCACAGGCAAAUGCCGACGACAUUUUUGAGAGAGUUUUUUCGCUGUGUCGCCACCCGGGAGCUGUGCAACGUAGUGGAGCAGCAGCGUCCAUUAGCUACUUCCUUCGAUCGUUUAAGGAAGAGGACGGACAAAUAUUGACACAGUUUGCUUUGCCGUGCUUGAAGAACCUCCUCUACGCUCUACGUUUGUGUGACAACGAUGUUCGAAACAGAAUCGGUGGAGUCGACAUUUCGCGAGAUGUGAUUUCGAAAGCAGUGAUGAAAAUUAAACGCGGAAUCUGUCGCUUUCCUCAGCUCUUUUUAAAAGGAAGUACUAGCGCUCGCGACGUUGAUGAAGAUUCGGUUCUACAGCGAACGACACUUUGGCUGUUCCAGCAGACUGGGGCGCGUGAGGUCUUGUUUCGUCGUCUGUGUCAACAACUUUUCAUGUCUUUUAGCACACUGAUUAGCAAAUCGAGCGCGGAGUGGAUUCAGAAAUAUGCAUCGACUCACGGCAGUGAAUCGGUUGUUACUGUUCUGGUGCCGAUGAGCUCUCUCGCUCAUACAAGCAUUACGGUUCAGUGGAUGGAGCAGUUAUCUGCGUCUAUUGAGAGCUACGUUUGGUGCGUGGAGAUGCUUGGUGACAAGGCCAAAGACAUUUUUGAGAACUCGCUAACAUCUCGGCAAGAAAGCAUGAAGCGAAAGCAUUUUGCUGACGUUAGUGCCCAAGAGUAUAGCUGCCAGCAGACGCUUUCGUGGGCUAUUGCGACUUUCUUAAAAAACGGUGGUCCAUGGGAGGACUCUUUGAAGGGAUCGCAUUGGACUGGAGCAUAUCUCUCUGUUUUGACUUCGUUAUGCUGUUGUGUCAUGUCAUUCAUGAAGACCGGUAAUGUGGUGCUACGCAAUGUUGCAGAUAUGGAUACACAGUCGUUUCGAGGUGCUGUAGCUGAGAAGCUUCUCCAGGCAAUACUUCAUCUGCCUGACACGCAGGUACAUGAUGCAAAUUCGUUGGACGGCAUUGAGGAAUUCUGCUCUGGUGUAAUCACACGAAGUCCAGACUGGGCACAGCAAAUGCAGGAGACAGUAGAUUCUAUGCUCUCCAACCUGCAGCUGUGUCUCGCUAAUGUGAACAGCAGCGAAAGUUUUGUUGAGCAUUCAAUAACCAUCGGAUUACUGUCAUUUUUCGGGAGCAAGGUAUUAAGUGCUGGUAUCAUCAGCUUUCCAGUGGCAGACAAAUAUGUAGAAAUGUUUGCCAUGGUAGCAAGCAAAGCGAUGGAGUAUGGGCACGGCUCACCUCACGACCGCCUUGUUGCUAUUGCUGCACUUAAGGCUGCGGCUGCUUGUGGCUGGAGGAUUACAGAUAUAUUUGCGAAUCCUGCUGAUCGACAGGUGUAUGGACCGGUAUACAGUGACGUCAUUCACUUCAUGCCUACACUGGCAGUGUGGAAUAGGUGCGCAAGCGAGUUGGUGUCUCAGUCUCUGAAGAAUGACUUCGUCGUCAACGUAUUAGCGGAUAUUCUCUGCCAAGUAACGAGUUUCAAAGUCUACCCGUCCAAGUCGGCCGACUGGGAUGUGUUUACUAAAACGCUGGUGGCAAAUGUCAAGCAAUUUGUCAGCAAUUUGGAAGCUGUUAAAGCCGACACACAACGCGUCCUGUCUACCUUGCAAGUGCUUCGGCACUUUUUGGAGCUGUGCCAGCAUUGUUCGGAAAGCCUCGUCGAAGCUCUGAGGAUGGGGCCUAUCCCUGAUAUACAAGAUGCCAUCAUUAAAUUGCUCAAACAGCGUGGAUGCAGCUAUCUGGUGAAGGCAGAAGUUUUGCGGAUGUUGGCUUUGCUGGGACCUACGUCGCUUCUUGUUUCUAAUGAGGAGCAAGCCUCAAAAGCGAUGCUGGACGCUCUUGUUGCGCUUGUUUUCGACGAGUUUCCGAUCGUUUCUGUCGAUGUUGCGCGUGGCUCGAAGGAAUUUGAUGUAUUCUACUUGCUGUUCUCAGAACUUCUGGGUGUUAUCGAGCGGAGCAAUUCGAUAGCGUACCUGAAGAUCAUUUACCCGAGUCUGAAGGAGGCGGACAACCAUCUCUUCCGGACUGAAAUCAAGCAAAUGCUUGCACGAUUCUCGAUUUCGCUUGGCAGUCAGACUGGGCAUGCAACAAGCGGUGAAAGGAUACGGCAUCAGUUGGUAGAGCUGUUGGAUGUGUUGUUGGAUCCCACGCUGGAUAUUGCGAUUCGCAAAACGCUACUUGAGGAAGUAUUUACGCCCUUGGUUGAGUGUCAGACAGGGGAAACACUGUUGCAGUUCUAUUUGAUGGAAAGCCUUACGAAGAAAUCCACCAUUAUUAGUUUACUCGCGACUCUGGUCUCAACUGCAGCUGAGGUUUCCUCCGGAGGAAGUCGAAUUGGCGUGUUUGUGGCGUUUUCGUUGGUGGAGAUUUUGUACCGCCUGAUAGACCCCGAGAUUAUUCGGACAGAGAUCAACUCAGCUUUUCUGGGUCACAAGAAUGGCAAGGGCCGGGAGUUUACGAUGCUCGUGUGCAAGUGUGCAAGUAAGGUGGUCACGAAGACAUACGGGGAUGUAGACGAUCUCGUGCGCUUGGCAUGCUGUGCAGCUUACAAUUGUCUGCUUACUGCCGUUUCUCGGACGCAAAAACAAGAAAAGUUCUUCGAUCAAAUCUUGUUCCAGCCAGCACUCUGGAGCAACAUUUUGGAUCUCUCGCGUGAGUAUGAGCUGCAUGCCGAGACAGAAACGUUUGCUACCAUACCCUUGUCAAGCUUGUCAGCGAUUUCUCUUGAAGCAAGACUGGACACGAAUGCUACCACAAACGCAAAGUCCAAGCGCAAUGAAUCUGCAGCUCUUCGAUUUUUCACGGCCAGCAGCUUAAGUAUGGAUACUGAUUCGCAAACAGCCUCCACAUUGACUGCGUCUUUAGACGUUAACCAGGUUGGCUCUACUUAUGAGAACAUUGAGAUCGAACUGGAUACUUUCAAUCAACACCCCUGCAUGAUUCCAUUGCUGCGAGUGCUAGUGCAGAUGAAAACGGAUUUUGGUUCUAGCUGGAGUGAAAAGGCAAUGCCUGGCUGGAUGAAGAAGAUUUUCGAUGUGAUUGUCGAUCCGUCAACGGGCUUAAAUGUGCGAUUGUUCGUGGCGAAGGUGGUGCUGAAUGUCCCGAAUGUCUUUGCGAUGUACUCAUCGCCAUGGCUGCGUGCAGUGAUGGAAGCGCUUCUUGACGCAAGCGCGGCACAAAAGGCUCCUGAGUUUAACUAUAUCUUGCGUGACUGCUGCAACCUUGUGCUCAAUUCUUGGAAAGAUGUGGCAGUGUCAUCCCUCAGCGACACAGCCAGCCGAUUUGUCAAUGAACUGGUCAAGAUUUGCCCCGAGCUGAAUAAUUUGAUUCGGAACAGUAACGUGCUGCUCAUAACCGAGUUGAUUGCUCUAUGGAAGGAUUCAGCUAGCGUCGAUGCAGGUGUACUGAUCACCUACAUGAUCAAUGACGAUGACGAUUCAAAGAUGAAAUCUGCUAAGCAGUUUGCUGCCCUCCAAAUUGUUAGUGCGAUGCUGACCACUGGGCUGGAAAGCGAACUUCUAGUUGAGGAGGGAGGGCAAACAAUUGAAGAUGGAAUUUUGCUGGUUAUGACGAGCAAGACAACGUCCUUGUACACUCUAGCCGCUGAAGUCGGCGGACUAUACUUACAGACUGCUGGUCAUUCGGAGGGCGAAGAGUUCAUGUGUAAGGUGAGAAACCUGAUCAUUGGUUCGUACAACGAGGAAAAUUUUGGGCGUUUUCUGGCAUUACUCCGUAAUGCUUCGAUGCAUCAACCAGAAAUCAUUGAUUCGGUUAUGCUACAACGUUUAUCGUUCGUACUGCCGAAGGCUGUUGCAGUGGAUGCGUGGGCUUUGCUAGCAGCUGACUCCCUGAACAAUGCUGCUGGAAACGAGAGUGUCGUAAAGGAUAUAUUCACCCAUGCGCAGUCUGUUCUUGGUCGCUUUGUUGCCCACCGGCAUGCUGGAGUGCAGCUCAGUACUCUUGGAGCUAUAUCACGUCUUCUGGAUCAUUUGAAUUUGUCAGAGUUGGAACGACUGAUAGCAAAUACAUCCGAAGGCGGUAUUGGCACGCUCAAGUGUUAUGAAGGGCAUGAUCUUUCGGAAUAUCGAAGACUCCUAUUUACCGUGGGCAAGAAGCUUUAUGAGAAAGAUCUGUCGGAUCAGGUGAAGUCUAGAGUGCGAGUCUCUCUACUCCAUGGAUUGUGCGAUUCAGAUGACCAACGCAGAAAGGAGGCGUUUGAAUACUGGAAUACCUCAGCAGCUAUCGUGAAUUCCUGUAGUGAUCGACUGCUUUCGAUCUUUGGUUCUUUGUACUCCUCGGAGUUUGACGAAAAGUGGAUACUGUAUGCUACCAAUUUACUGGUCGGGAUGUCUAAGGAGAGCAGUGAGUUUGAACGACCUCUGUUUACAAGUGCAUUGGGCAGUGGAGAGUACGCAGAGACACCUAUUGACGCGAGUUGGGAAGCGAAAACGCAGUCAAUGGCGCCGCUGUUUUCUGUGGAAGCUGAUUUGUUCAGCGCUCGUCCUGAGUUUACCCAGCAAUCUACCAGUCUAACGUACACCGCAUCGCAAGCUGAUGGUUCUCUUGGCAGCACGAUACAGUCGCAGUUGUUUCUCUCCAAACCAGCAUCUAUUGGGGCAAGCUACAGCCAGUCUUUUGGCGAAUCGGAUGUUGUACAGCAGCGACCAGGACGAAAUCGCUUUUUUAAGCGACGAGCUGCUGCAGUUAAUUCCGCUGUGAAAGAUCCGUCUAGUUACGACAAGAAAGCCUCAAAACGAUUUUUCCAAGACCAGUACGCUCUGCUGAAGAAGAAAGAAGAGGCGCAGAAAACCCGAGAGCGAAAGCAACGCCAGGGACACGUGUCGAUGAAGAGGACGUAUCGAGUUGGUGAGUUCCCUGACAUUCAAAUCACACAGCAGGAUAUCGUGGAUCCUAUUAUGGCCCUCUGCGAGACUUCCAUCGAGACGUCAAGCCUGGUGUUUGGCGCGUUGUUUUCAUCGAUUGUGGCAAGUCCACAGUUUGAAAAAAGUGGAAUCACACACGAGCUGACGGAGAGGCUCGAGGAGACAUUGACACUUUCGCAAUCGUCGUCCGUGUACGUUGGCUGUAUUGUAUCAGCUUACUUUGCUAGUAUUGUCAGAAACCCGCGGCUUUGUGAAAUGCUUCCCGUUCGACCCAAAACGGUUGGCGAAGCUGGUUUAUCGAGUGGGAAGUAUCAUAUCAGUGAAUUGACGCUUGAAGAGCAGUUGCUUCAUGAAAUCCAAGGCAAGACCAGGGACCUGAACUUGGCGUCAAACGAACUUGUGACAAAUUGUUGGGACCUGCUGCACAAACUGCUGAGCACAAUGCACAAACGGAAUCUCCUGAUAGCACUAUCAAUGGCAUGCAGUACAACUGCCGAAUCCAAACUAGCGCUCCAAGCACAGCUAUCUGGAGACCUCCCGCUCGCUAUAGCAUCAUAUAAAAAGGCUGAAAGCAUACUGGACUCGCAAAUGGAAAUCCUGGAUGGCGAUAAUUCUUUUGCCACUGAGACUGAUGCUACGCGAUGUCGUUGGCAACGGCGUAAUUGUUUGGAGACGUUAAACAAUUGGGACACGCUGAAGAAUGAGCUUACUGAUGCAACUCAGACGGACAGUGACUUCCUGUGGAAGCAGCGGCCCCCAUAUCUGGAGCAAGGUGUCGGUCACUACUUGCGCUCGUGUCUGGGACUUGUAGAGGCUAAACAAACGAACAGCGACCUGGCAAGUCUUCGGAGUUUUAUUGAAGGCGCAAUGCGUGACUCGGCAAAGAUGGAGCUUGUUCAAUCGAGGUUUCCGGUUGAGAUGUGCUUGACCUACCUGUCAUCGAGUGACAAGAAUCAAGCGCGUGUCUGUGUGGAAACCUUCUACACGAAUUUUCUGAAAAUGUGGAGACAGACGAGUCCUAUGGCAUCGACCUCCCGCAUGCAGUUAUUACAGUCGCUGUCGUCGAUGGUGGAGAUUGACGAAGUGUUAUCCCGCUUCGGACGCGAUUAUUCUGAUAUUGGCAAGAUGGGGCACCAGAGCGUUACAGCUUUCAUGGAUGCAUGGAGAAGAUCUCCUCCUUCAACAGGUGAGGAGGGCAUGGUUCUGUGGUCUCAACACUCCAUGGUACAGAACACCGUCGCCGGCUUUAUGCUGAACUAUGCACGUGACCAAAGGCUGUAUUCGGAUGAGAUAGGGUUGGCUGUUCUUGGGGGCAAGAGCAAUACUAUGCUGCAGUAUGCGAACGCGGCAAUAUCGUGCAAUAUUUUGGCCUUGGCGUCUAAGAUGCUGAAAAACUACCGCGAGCUGUGCAACACUCACCAGCUUCCCAAACUGAGUGUGCAGAUGGUGGAAGUAUUUGUAUCACACGUGCUCAAGUUGGUUGAUCGUCAAGAACACCAAUCGGACAAGAGCGGCUCUAACUCGAGCUCGAUCAAGCUCAUCACGCGAUACUAUGAGACAGCCACAAAGAUGUUCGAUAAUGUGGAAAUCAUGAACAUGAUGGAGACAGCAGGGGCAAGCGAUAAAGUGGCGAUGGGUUAUCUGGAAGCGAAGACGUUCGCGAGUGCUGCUGGAUUUUAUGCUGUCAAUGACGUCGAUGACAACCUAAAAGAAGAGUAUCUCUCACGUUCACUGGAUAUGUUUAAGGUUUCUUGCAAGCGCAUUGACGCAGUUUCGCGGAAAGAGAUGGAAGAUGGCGCUUCUUCUGCGUUCUUGAGAUGCCGCUUAACCUUCAUCGAGUUUUUGAACGAUUUGUUUUUCAAGCGAAAAAUGGAGAAGCUCGCCAAGCUCACCGAUCGUAAAGCACUGACAAAGCUGUUGGCAGAGAAUGUGCUGGGAGGAAUGGCUGCUGGAGACCGUGAAUGCGCCAACUACUUCCCCCAGUUAUGCGAUGUGAUUGCGUCUUAUCCGGAUAUUGUGGCAGAGUUUGAACAAUGCGUUCUCACAAACGUCCCGUUGUGGACGUGCCUGCAGUGGUCGGCCCAGCUUAUGGCAUUGCUAAAUGGGCCAAUUGGGAAAACCAUUGUCGCGAUUCUGGAAAAGAUGGCCGAAAAAUACCCGGUAGCGCUCUUCUAUGAUUUCAUGGUCACGUGCAGAUCUUCGCUGGGCAAGUUUAAAGUCGAUUUGCAUCGUCUAGAGGUGUUGCUAUCGAAUACGGUGAUGGAAAAAUUUGUCACCGCCUUGAGAUUGAUUCACCACCCAGAACUUCGUCUGAAGGAGGGGCUACGAGAGAUCGCAAAGCUGAUAGAAGAUAAUCGAAUGUCGGAUGCACGCCAAAAGGUGGAGCAUAUAUGGAAGGACUGUUUCUCUCCUGAUCAUCCACUACUCGGUACUCAGAUUGGCCGAUACAAUCGCGACUGGAGCCGAAAAGCUAAACGGGAUGUGGAGAAAAUAAUGGGCAAGGACGGCUCAAAGAUGACGGCAAAAACUGUCAACACAGCCCGCGAGUGGAUCAUGAAUCAUUUUGGCGUCACGCCUGGUAGAUAUGGUAUCACCAAGGACAUGAAGGCGCACCUGGGAGACUUUGCAGAAUGGCUUGAGGAAUUUGACCAUUCGAGCUGCAUAUUAGAACUCCCAGGGCAGUACACGUCAUAUUGGCGUCCUCCAGAUCCGUCUACUCACAUUCGAAUCUUAAGUUUCGAUUCAAUGCUUGGAGUGCUUGCAUCGAAGCAGCUACCGAAAAGACUGACUAUGCAUUGCAGUGAUGAGAAGGACUAUACGUUCCUUGUAAAGGGCGGUGAAGACUUGCGCCUUGACCAACGCAUAGAACAGCUCUUUGGAGUCAUGAACCAAAUCCUCGAAGCUGACCCGCGAUGCUGCGAUCAGAGGCUUUCCCUCACUACAUAUGACGUGAUCCCGAUGACGCAGGAAAUCGGUCUACUUGAGUGGGUUGGUGGUACCACAACACUGAAAGCAGUUAUUGAGGCGCAGCUGCAGAUCGACGAACGCUGCGUCGAUCUCAAAAGCAACAAGAGACAGAAACUGGAGCUGUUUAAUACAACGGCAGCAAAGACUUACGAGUCAUUUCUCCUGAAGCAGCGCGGUGCGAGCUUUAGUGCCAAGGUAGUCGCUCCUCGAUCGAAAGAUGUGGUGGAUCAGUUCGCAAAAGUCCAAGCGAUGAUACCAGCAGAUUUAUUACGACGUCAACUACUUGGAUUGGGCUCAAACUUUGAGGCGUUCCUGCUAGUUCGAGACCAAUUUCUGAAGUCAGUAGCUGUAUUCAGUGCCUGCUCGUACGUUCUGGGUAUCGGAGAUCGUCAUCUGGACAACUUCCUCUUAGAUCUCGCCAGUGGUCGUGUCAUUGGUAUCGACUUUGGAGUGAGUUUCGGCUCUGGUGCCAGUGUUCUUCCCGUCCCCGAACUGAUCCCUUUCCGGUACACAAGACAAAUGGACUUCGUAUUCCAGCCCUAUGACGGUGCCAAUCUUCUCGCGCAGGAGAUGCAAGCGGUAUUUGACGCGUUGCGAUCGAAGCGACAAGUGGUGGAAAGUGUGAUGAACGUGUUCUUGCACGAACCACUACUGGAUUGGCAGCAAUCUACUACAACGCGCCAGAAAGCUUUGUUUGAAUCUAAAGGCGAUGAUCAGUCUACUUUACAGGAUAGUGAUGUAGAGAUGGAGGACGUGGAGGAGCCCCGAAAGACUACGUCUCCAGCAGGAGGUAAUGAAACCACUGCGUGGCUACCUGAUGUCAAGAUUACCAUCGCACGAAGGAAGCUGGAGGGCGUAUCACCUGCGUUGCUGCUGAAAGAGGAGUUGGCCCAGAAUCCCCAUCUGAAGCCACACCUCAGUAAGUUCCAUGUACUGGUUGAUACGGCGAACAUCGGCGAGGACGGCGCUGAUGAAAUGGUGGAGUUGAGCUCGUUGACGCAAGCUCAGGAGCUGCUGGCAAUGGCUACAGCUCCGGAUUUGCUUGGUCGCACAUUCCAAGGAUGGAUGCCGUGGCUCUAAGACUUCAACUUUGUGUAAAACUUCAGCUUCGCAUCAUACAGCACGUGUGCAGGUUGCUGCUUGAGCUCGAAGUAAUAUAGUGAGUAAGCGGGGCAUACGGCAUUAUUAGCUGUAGUGUGCUCCAUGCACACAUCAAUGCAUUUGGUUGAUAAGAUGUCCUCCGUCCGUUAUAACCAGCUCACCACAAAUAAGAUUCUCCUCCGCCUAUGAUUGGUCAG
Messenger RNA from Phytophthora nicotianae INRA-310, 12590 nucleotides. RefSeq lists its product as hypothetical. The record is from RefSeq and is a predicted model, not a curated record. The transcript is spliced from 8 exons. Lineage: Eukaryota; Oomycota; Peronosporomycetes; Peronosporales; Peronosporaceae. Gene Ontology annotation, biological process: double-strand break repair via nonhomologous end joining; telomere maintenance. Gene Ontology annotation, molecular function: protein binding; DNA-dependent protein kinase activity. Bases 1900 to 12372 code for a protein of 3490 amino acids. Gene Ontology annotation, cellular component: nucleus.